This is a messenger RNA of Topomyia yanbarensis, 11309 nucleotides long. RefSeq names its product ras-interacting protein RIP3. Bases 1039 to 2883 code for a protein of 614 amino acids. The transcript is spliced from 4 exons. The record is from RefSeq and is a predicted model, not a curated record. NCBI's taxonomy places the organism in Eukaryota, Metazoa, Arthropoda, Insecta, Diptera, Culicidae.
AAAUUUUCAGCAGAGCAGUCAGUGAUCAGCAAAUCGAAAGCAAACGAGUCGUCGUCAUUUUGGUGCUUUUACCAGUCAAUAAUCCGUGUGUGGACGGGUAGAGUGCCAGAAAAUAGAGGAAAACAUUCAUUUGUUUCCAAAUUUUCCAAUAGUUUUUCCUCUAUCCGUCGAAAUUUGCCGUGUUCCGCGAGUGUUUGUGUUAUGUCCCCGUUUGGAGUCGGUGCUUGUUCGUCGUAGGAAAAAAAAGUCAGUUCCUCCGCCAGCAGAAUAAACAAUGGCCCAGAAAUAGAAACCGGAAUGAUUAUCAGAUUCUCCCAUGUGUGAUCUUAUGUUUCGAUCGAUUUCUUCCGUGGAUUCCCUAUUGAGUGUUUUUUUAUCGGUGAUCCGUAAAUUUAAUGCGUUUUAUUACUCUCGGCCGCUGCUUGCCCGUGACGUGUGUCGUGCAUUUGAAGUCGAAUCGAAGAAAGAGAAACUUGCGGACGGGAGCUAUGUUUAUUAACUGGUGGAGGGGUACGAGGUGUGUGCAGUACAAAUGAAGCUGGAGAAAAUUUGAUGAUUGAAGAUUUUCUUCAUUGACCGCUGCUGGCAGAUAUUUUGGUGAUUUUCCUCUGUGUCAAUCGGGAAUCGGGUUUGACGGUUAGAAUACCGAGAGAAGACAAAACAUGAAAAAGACGGUCCUCGCUUGAGAAACGCUACAGUAGCUGAGAGUUGGAAAGAGGUCGGAGGGGCUGCAGCAAUCGUGGAGGCAACAAUCCAGUUUUUGGUGUGUCAAAUUCCUUUCCCUUGCCCAUCGACGUCUUCGUCGCACAUUGUUCGGUCCGAGCACCAGCGCAGCCCGUUUCGCUUGCUGGCAAAUGACAGAAGUCGUGUUGUGAUAAAAGGUGUGAAACAUUUUCCGAGUGAGAAAGAAAAUUCAUGCAGCUCGAUUUUCAUUUGUUUGGAUUUGAUUUUAUCAGUUGAUUCCGGCAGUGAACACGUAAAAGUUAAAUCAAUUCUUAAGCUCUCAGGAACCAAUCGGCAGGGUCGGCUAGGAUAGCUAUGAAUACACAGGAAUUUCCGAUUUCCAUCAAUCGAAACUCGCCGAAGCAUGAAUUUCCCAACCAUCAUCCCUCGUCACCACAGCACAGCAAUAGCAACAGCAACAACAGCGCCGAUUUAUAUCACUAUCAGCAGCAACACAACUACCCUCCUGGGAGUCCUGGUGGAGGACCACCACAGUCUCCGCAACAGCAGGACUUAACCAUCGAUGGUAUUCCGAACAACUUCUCUCAUCGAAGGUCCCGAGCGUCACGGACGUUUAAGAAUCCGCCACAGCCCCACAUGUGCAUCAAGGAGAAGACCAUCGAUGGCAAGGAGGUGUUUAUCAACGUGCUCAGCUGGACCCGAAUCGCCAAUCCGGAUAAUCCGGAUGCACCGAUUCCACUGUACGGUGGAAUGAAGGUCGGCAAGAUUCCUCCCGGCAGCCCUCGUGCUCCUCCUCUCGUAUUCGCAGUGAUGGCCAGCCCAGAGGUGCUCAAGAAGGCCGGGAGAAAGUGUCCGGAUACCCCGGAACGAAUGAAUCUGGUCGAUCUGAUGUGUGAGUUUGUAGAGGCUAUGAACCCCACCCUGCAUUUAUCGCGAAAACCGGAAAUCCUAAAGGACAGGGAUCUGUCAGGUGAACUGAAAGACGUCUGGAGUGCGGUGCAGGCUUGCCGCGACAAAGGACGGGUCGACAGCGGUCCACCGGAAAAUCUAGUCGUAUAUACUGAGUUUGGCCCUGAAACGGCUCCAUCAUACGAGCAAUCGCAACAACAAAGACACCAACAGCAACCUCAGCAUCUUUAUCAACAAGGUCAGCCGCGAGACAUGAGCGAAGAGUAUCAACUACGACUUCAGCAACUGCAGCAAAGAUUUCCCAUUUCACAAGAUCAUCACAACGGCAAGCAACUACUACAAAACAAGCAUCAACAAAGUGCAAUUACAAACAGUACUAUCGCCAACAGUACCAGUAUUGAACCGAACUCAGAGAAACCACAGACAACGGACGUUACCGAUUGUGCGAGUAGCACCGUCAGUACCAACAACAAACAUCAACCUCUCAGCGAGCAACUCAGUAAUAACAGCAGCAGCAGCAGCAUAGACGAAUUGACUAAGGAAACAGAGAAUCUAAGGCUUUCUCCCACCGGAGCCGGCAGCUCGAAAUCGAAUGGUCUAACACUGCCAACCGGAGGAAACACGUCGCCUUCUAAAGAAAAACCUCUAGCAAACUCUCCCAGCACCAACGAGUGCAAUUCUGUGCCACCUGCAACUAACCAGCAGCAACAAACUUCACCCACAUCACCUACUACGGUAGCAGCAGCAGCAGCAUCACCACCGCCACCAACAGCCAUCAGUCCCACAAACCCGGUGUCGGUUCCCACUGCACCACCCACCCCCCAGAAAGAGUCAAAAAACUCAUCCAGCCAUAAUUUCUUCCCUAAGUUUCGAUCUUCCAAAUCCUCCAACAACAACGACAAGUCCUCUUCGAAUAAUGUUGACAAAUCCAGCGACAAGGACAGGGACAAAGACGCACCUAGUGAAACGGCACCGGAUACACCAGUAAAGACAAGCAGCAAAAAGAGCGGCCUCAACUUUUUCCGGCGGAACAAAUCCGACAGUAAAAAGGAACAACAACCUUCAACACCAACCAAGCAACAACAGCAGCAGCAGCAGCAACAACAACAACUACAACAGCAACCACAACAGACAACUGUCGAUAACAAUAAGCUAAAUUUAUUAGUGGACGAUAGUUUGCUACAUCAUCAUCACCAUCAUCAUCAUCACCAUCACCAUCACCACCUGGUUGAAGGUAGCAACGGAACAGGGGAAAUUAUCGAAAACUCGACAACUAUCGUGGCAAAGUGAAGGGUUGGCAUGGUUGAGUGUGAACAUGUGAUAGAUUGUGCAGAGGAGAUUCCGACGGAAUGCUUGCUUGCGCAGUUUUUUUUUUGUUUUGUGUAUAUAGCGUAACGGGUGGUACUUCCCGGAAAAGCCAUCAAUGUCAUGUAAGGUGAGCUUGAGCGAUGGUUCGUGUGCAUUUGAAGGUUGGUUGAAGCAGCAACUGGGUUGAAAGCCGGUUAUAGUUGGUUGAGGUUAUAGUAGUUUGUUCUAACGGUUUGCAACUCGUCGAUAGCUAUCGGGAAUGAUACACCAGGUUCUAAAAGGCACGGAAGGGAAUCGUAUCAGGUAAUGGUUCUGUCUAUAAAGAGACCCUCGGAAGUGUCCGGAAGGUAAUAGGUGUGGGAUUUGUGUCCAGAAUAGAUAUUUUUCCAAUGUUCCAAACUAAAUUGGAGAUUGACUAACGGUACCUUGGGUAUACACAAACUGUUCUGCAACUGCAUCGGCUGCCAGUAAUGGAUAAUUUGAUGAGACAGGAAGCAUGGGAUCCCACCAGUUUAGAUUCUAACCUUUUUCGUUUCAGUUCAUUUCCUUUUUGGCUUUAUUUUGGUAUCUUCGUUAUAGUGUGAGCUUUUCCACUCCAGUGAAUUCUCAGAACGCAAUUUUUUAACUAAAUCCACUGGAAUUCAAGUCCAGCAUGUGCGUCACAAUCCCCCACUACAUCUUGUAGUCGCUGAUAACCUAGAAGUGAUCCUUAAAGAAAUCACGUGUUUUAUCGUCUGCGAUUUUAAAAACGUUGAUUUCGACAGUAUCUUAACAAUAAUGACAACACGAACUAUACAGCGAUGAUGUUUCCUAAUAUUCUUAACUACCUAGAGUAACAAGGAUUGAAGAUUUGUCCGCAGAAGAAAGCCAGGAGUAGCUCGAAACGUCCAAACGAUCUGGCAAUCGUUUGUGUUUUUAUCUCGCCAAAAAACGUCGAUAACCAACAGCGAACAUUCGAUAGCGGCGAUUACCCAUUGUCUACAAAUAUUCUUAACUACCUAAUCGACUGGCAUGCCAAAACGAACAAUUAAUACCAAUCAACACCCUCCCUGGUAAUCAACCGUCCUUAGAGGAUUAAAAAUUGCCAAACGAGCUGCAUUUAAUUUUUUUCGGAGCAUAAGAAAUUGGCGUUACGAAGUAUGUGAACGAGCUUCGAAAAGAUGGAGUUAAUGGAGUUUUAGGCACCGACACUGAGGAAAUUUGCCAACAGUUAUCGUUUUUUCGACGGGAGCCUUUUACCACAACAAGUUACUGCCUCCGCCAAUCUCACUCAUUCACUAGAACGAAGCAGCAACCGAAUUGACGUUGAUGAUGUUACCAUUCUUGCAGCGUAUUCUAAACUGAAACCAUCUAGUUCCUCGGGCCCAGAUGGCGUUCCUUCGAUUUUUGUCAAAAAUUGCAUCAGCGGGCUUCUUGAACCACUUCGAUGAGUAUUCGAGCUAUCACUCACUACCGGAAUAUUCCGUUCAGCAGGAAAGCAGCCAACAUGUUUCCAGUUCCUAAAACGGGAAACACAUCGAACAUUGAUAAUUAUCGGAGAAUUUCGUGUGUGAGUGCUACUGUAUGCUAGUAUCAAAACUAUUCGAGCUGGUUAUUUUAGAUUCUAUUUUCUUUCACUGUAAACACUACAUUGCAACACGGUUUUAUGCCCAAACGAUAAACAACGACCAACCUGCUCUCGUUCACAACAUAUGUACACGAUGGAUUCGCCGACGCAUUGCAAGCCGUUGCUACUUACAAGGAUCUAUCUGCGGGCUUCGACAAAUUCAACCAUAAUAUCGCAAUAACGAAGCUGGACACACUUGGUAUUCAUGGACAACUGCUGCGCUGGUUUCGUUCCUACCUCGAUGGAAGGCAACUCAAAAUCAGCAUUGAGGACUGUCUACCUACACCAUUUCUUUCUAGAUUCGGCAUCCCACAAAGAAACCAUCUCGGCCCAGUGAUAUUCCUUCUCUACUUUAAUAACGUCAAUAGUACAAGGUAGUACAAGUUCAAGGUCCUCGCCUUUCUUUCGCCAACGAUUAGAAUUUUUUUUACGGGAUAAAACCGACGCUGGGUUUCUCCAGAGUGAACUGGAAAGCUAGGACGUGGUGUGAUCUUAACAGAAUGGUUUUAAACCCGAGUAAAUGCUCAAUCAUUAGGUUCAAACGUAAACGCUCUGAUUCAGUUGAGCUGCCUUUUCUUUGACUCGUGCAUUCCAAGAAACACUCACGUCAAGGAUCUCGGGGUCAUCAUGGACUCGACACUAACGUUCAAGCCUAAUACUUCACCAUCAUGGAUAAGGCAUUAAGUCAGCUUGGGUUCAUCUUCCGAAUAGCGAAAAAUUUUAGGGACGUAUACUGAUUAACAUCACCUAAAUUGCGCGUUGGUUCGCUCAACACUAGAAUAUUGGUGGUGGGAGAAGUUCUCCAGAAACCGAACCAACCAACCAGGUGUCGCGGUCAGUUCGGUGAUUCCGGUAGAGCAGGGCGUCCGGUUCGCUGAUGCCCCGACGAUCCGCGACUGGUGGUGUUCCGUCGCGGUCUACUAAAUCUAGUCCCCGCCGGUGAAUCUAGCUUACGCCGACGGAGAGUUGUGUAUGUUUUUUAUAGUAAGGCUAAAAAAGCUUCAAAAGCCUGGCUUGUAGUGUAUUGGCGCUGUGUGGAACUCAUAACUCACUUUCGUGCCUAACCUCUAAAAACACUCCUUACUCUUUUCCUCCUUCUUCCCCACGAAACUACAUCAAGGUAUUACUUCGUGGGGAGAGCUCACUCUGCUUUUGUCGCACCUCUUUUGCUCUAUCUCGGAGCCUCAUUUGGUCCAUAAAAUGGAUCGACCUUUGAACUUUGAUUUAACUCUCGACUACUCUCUUCUUUCUUGUCUCCAUCUAUUACGUCGCCAUUUAGCUGAUUCUAUGAGCCAUUUAGCUCCUGUUUCCGGAGUCAUUCAGCUCGCCCUACUCCGACAGAGAUUUCCACGAGGGUGGAAUUUCUCCAGACACCGAUACCCGCUUCCUUGAGUCAUUUAGCUCCCAGCUUUAUCCCGAUCUAUUGGGAUAUUUUCCAGCGGUCAGUUCCACGUCGAUAAAUCUACCCUACUGUGAAUUUCCCAGCGGUAGAUUUUUCCCGAUACCGAUGUUCGUUUCCACGAGCUAUUUAGCUUCUCGCUUUGGCCUCGGCGAUGAACAUAGCCUACUGAACGGGCCAGCCAGUAGGUGUUGAGGUCUGUCCAGCGAUUCCAGGUGGAGCGUAGCUUCCGGUUCACCGGCGCCCCAACGAGCCACUGCUAGCUAUUCGACGCGAUCUACUCGCUCUGAUCCCGGUGGAUCUACCCUACUCACGAGCUACCCGGUAGGGUGUCGAGAUUGGUCCUGCGAUUCCGGUGAAGCCUGACAUCCAGUUCAUUGGCGCAUUGACUACCUGAGCCCGGUACCACUCGACUGGUCCCCGACGGUGGACCUAGUCUACACUGCCGAAGAGUUCCCCGAAACCUGAUUUGUGGGUUCACGGUGGCUUUCUAGCCGACGGCGCUAUUUUGUUUGUCCCUUCGUCACUUUCUCUGCAUCUCGUAACCACGUUGUUGACAGCAAUCCAGAUAUGCUCGUCGUGGCACAUCUCUUCAACUAUAUUGUCAACUGUGACACUACGCAUACCCCUUCGAACUUUUUUGAACCUAAGGCAUUUGUAGACAACGUGUUCCGGUGUCUCUUACACGUUCACGCACACCGAACAAAGGGGUGACGAAGCAUGUGCAAACCGAUGCAGGUACUUCCGAAAGCAUUCGUGCCUGGACCAAAACUGCGUCAAAUGGAAAUUGACCUCGCCAUGUUUCCUUCCACCGUGACCCUAAUCGAUCUCUGCCCCAUGUUCGUGUAGUAGAUCAGUACUCGGUUUUGAAAGUAACUUCUCAUGACACAAAUAGUCCUGGACCCACAUUCUGUGCAGCGCUACGACGGUAGCCACCCAGCUGCUCUGUUGAUCUUUACCACGGCACAGCAGCGAUUACCCCUUCUCUUUUGCAUCAAUGCUUUCUCCUCGCUCGCGAUGACUAUGCGGAUGGUGUCCACCGUCAAGAUCCCUUUCCGGAAUCCGAACUGUCUUUGCGAUAGUCCGUUCUCACUUUCAGCGCAGUUUGUCAGCCUGUUGAGGAUGACCUUUUCCAGAAGUUUGUCAAGACUAUCCAGCAGGCAUAUAGGCCAAUACGAUGCUGGGUCUCCUGGUGGCUUCCCUGGUUUUGGCAGCAACACCGGCUUCUGGAUCUAUAAUCUACCCGGGAAGUAGUCUUCGUCCAGGCAUUUCUGUAGAACUAUCCUGAAAAUGUCCGGAAACCCAAGGUUCGAGAUCUUCAGUGCCACGUUGGGGAUACCGUCCGGACCGGGAGCUUUCUUUGCUUUCAGCCUUUUGGCCAUUGAGAAGCUCGUCGUUGAAGACUCGAUUGUCACCAGCUUUUCCACGGUCUGCAUAAACGUACGGUGUAGGCGGUCAUGCGGUUGGAUCAUGCUUCGGGAAAAGACCUUCCACGAUAAUUUUCAAUUUGUCAGCACACAUUGGACCUUUGAUCUUGGCCAUCACGACACGGUGAGCGUUGCCGCCGGGGGUUAGCGUCUACCUCCCUGCACAACACCUUGUAGCAGGUGAACUGGCUAAGCACCAUCUCGCGAUUAAAAGCCGCCAUAGCCACCCGGAAUGUCGCCUUACACUCUUCUCUGUCUGCCUCGGAUCUUGCUCUCUGAACGCAUGCUCUGCUUUUGAGGCAAGCAGCACGGAUGAUACUGAGCCUUUCAUUCCAUCAAUACGCUAGACGCCGGCUCCAUUUUCCUCGGUAUUAUUACGGUUCACGCUCUCGCAAAUGUUUCCGACAGCUCAUCGGCAUUCGCAAUUGAAGCAACGCUGUCAGCACGAAGUGCUUCCACAAAGGUCCUUAUCGAUGUCCUUUAUUUCCCACUUCCGCUCGCCAGUCCUCACUCUCCGUGUUACCAUACAAUUCUGAUGACCAAUGAUAUAGUGGAUCGGUCGGUCUGGUGGUGGACGCGCUGGAGAAUGUUACGUCGAUGAUGGAUUCCCGACCGUCUUUACGGAAUGUGCUAGCGCAGCCUUCGUUAUACAACCUUACAUCCAGCUUCAGGUCUUCCACCAGGCUGUGAUCUCUUGCGUUGGCCAGCCUGCUACCCUACUCUACGGACCACAACAGUUGCUGUGCAAUGUCGCAAUGAUUGAAAUUAAGCAGGCUUAUCGCCAUAAUCGUUGGCCUGCCUUCGCCUUUUUGUAGGUAUAAGAAGCCUUCCGUCAUGUGGUACUUUCCGCUCUCAUGUAUGUGUGUGUGAAUUAUUGGUACCGAGAGGGCUGUAGUGAACUUACCGUUGAAUGACGUGGCCUUCUCUAUCGAACUGUUGAUACCGGCGCGCCGGAUGACGUCUACGGUGGUCCGGUUGUUGUCCAACUCGAUAACUGCAGUCGACCUCCCGCUUCGCUCUUCACCGUGCGAACUGGCCGGGUCAGUGGCCAGCGUAUCUUGCCACGGCCAGGGUUGCCAAAAUUAAAUCUGUAUUUUUAUCCUAAAAAAUCUUUUCAUCUGUAUUUACUCUUCAAAAAAUCUGUGUUGGUAUCUGUAACGAAUCAGUUGAUUUGUUUGACAUUUUGGUGGAUUAUCUAUCGGAGAUAUUAAUUCCUGUGGUUUAAAUGAGUCAAGCAAGGACCUUUUCGCCAUAAAAACACUACAAAUCGUUCUGAUAUUUUGCAUCCAGAAACUUGAACUUUACCGAUGUGCACAAUGGAAAAAUAAUUUUCUUCUUCAUUUAAUGACUUUUGUUGAUAUAUAAUGUUACAUACAUUAAGUCGACCAAUGUAGCUGUCGAAUUUUCGGACAAAAAAUUGACAAUUAACAAAGUCACAGAGCAUUACAAUUAACGUUUCCGGAAGUAGACUUCAGCCAGGCGUUUGCUGGGUGCUAACCUGAGUGUAUUACAAACCUUUACCUUUCAGAAUGAGCGACCACUCUCAAAAGUGAAGAAUUUUUAAUUAGGCUGUGCACGCGGACGAAGUCGACAUAAAUAAUGACUUUUACUGUGAGCCGGGUUUACCAACACUGUCAUUAAACUGUGAAGCAAUGUUUGUCAACACGGCUGACAGUAAAAGUCAUUUUUAAGUCGACUUCGUCAGCGUGCGCAGCCUAUUUAGAGGGCUAAGCUGAGAGAGACACAGAGGAAGUAUUACUGAAACUAAGAAAAUAUUUCUAAAAUAGGUUUGGUAACAUCACUUCUCAAAAAUCUGUAUAUCUGUACAUACAUGCAAAAAUUUGUAUAUCUGCACAUACAGAUUCUUGAUCUGAAAAUGGCUGAAAAAUCUGUAUAAAUACAGAUUAUUCUGUGUUUUUGGUAACCCUGGCCACGGCUCUUGGUGUGCUUUCACCGCUUUCGGACCAUGCUCCGAACAGAUCGCCUGUGACCUUGCUCUCGCGUCACGAUCAGUUUCUCGCUCAAACCCGACACAACAAUCUUCCUUCUACUUUUGGUGGUGCGUGCUUGAACCACUUGACUGACGGAUGCGUGGGAAAACUAUCAAGUUCUCUCGUCGCAAUUCUGGCCGGGUCACCGCUACUGUGCACGAAGUUUUUACUCCACCCCGUAAACGCUGACCGGUGCGGCUGGUUCAUUUUCAGCGGAUAAAUUGAUGACUCGUGGAUGCAGCUCGUUUUCGGAGGGAGUUUCACUCGUGACAAGGGGAGUUCUCCAAACGAAUUUUAACGCGCGUAAAAUUUUGUUCACUCUGGAAUCUGCAAAAAACUGACUGUACCAGAUAAAUCUGGCAUAAUGGCAUCGCUGGCCGUAAGCGAAAAUUGUCGGCUGUCAACUACUUUCUCAAGACAAAAUUUCACCCUCAGUAUCUCUUUUGUUCAGCCGGUAUCACCCCCAUUUCGAUGGUUGAAUUUUGAUUACACAAAUAAGCACAAAAUCUUUGAUUUACCUACACUUCUCAGUUCACAAGUUAGUAUAUUACAACGACCAGCCAACUCCAAGAGGUGCAGUUAUUAUAAUCAGAGCAGUAAAAUUCUCUCCAAUUACAGGAUUCAUUCAACGAGACGUCGUUGCAAUAACAGUGGAACAGUUCGCCAUAGACGCCAAUAAACUACAAGUGUGAAAAUACAAGGAAAUAAGGAAAACAAAGUAGUGUGUAUUCCGCUUACACCUGGAACUGGCGAAAAGAACGGGAAGUAAGAUCCAUUCUUCAGGAGAUCUGGAUAAUGCGGCAAAUGACCUACAAAAGAGGAUUAUAAUCGUCUAUAAUGACAGUUGCCCUCUUGUAACCAAGUCUGUAUGUGGUGAUGUUCCUUGGUGGAAUGAAAAUCUAGCAACACUUAGAAAGGAAACGCCUGUUCAGUAAAGCGAAGAUUACUAGUAACUGGUCAAACUACAGGACCGCUCUUACUAAAUACAAUGCUUAGUGGAGAAAGGCUAAAAAACUAUCAAUACGUGAGUUUUGUAAAAACAUCGGAAACUUUCCAGAGGCAGCUCUUUUUCAAAAAGCAUUAUCAUAGGAUCACACAAAUGGCCUAGGGCAAGUGAAAAAGGCAAUGGUUCUCUCACAAUUCGCAAUAGUGAAACAUUGGAUGUUCUAACGAAGACCCACUUUCCUGGGUCGGUUGUGAAAGACGAGAAUUCGACAGGCCAGGAUUGUGGUGGACUCCGUCCUAGUAGGACUUGUGAGGCAUCACAGAAACUGGCCUGUCAAAUUUUUACACCAUCUCUAAUUAAAUGGGCUACUAAUAGCUUCGAACUCUAGAUUCUGAUCGCAGUAGGCGUACGCGUCGGUCGCGGAUAUUUUUUUGCCGACGUCAAUUUUUUCAAAAACAAAAUUGAAACAUAUUUUUUUCAGUUUUGAUUUUAUUCUGGCGUAUUUGCUUUAUUUGUAUCAAGAAAAAAUUGUGCAAAAUUAGUCUUCCCGAUUAACAAUAUCUAAAGAAACUUAAUCUCAACGGGUAUCAUUUGGAAGACGUGACAGGUUGUCCCGUGGACAGCGGAUGCUACGCGUUUUGCAAGUCCUUUCUUGUGUGCAAAAUAAAGUGAUUUGUGGGCCAAAUUUGGCAUCCAGUCGAAUUUCGAGUAAACAGAUAUGUGCCAUCCUAUACUGUGAAGAAGGCUUUGACCAAAGGUGGACGCGAUUUCUUAAACUGUCACGUUUUUUUGCGAAAACAAGCUCUUGGUACUGUAAUUCUCGGCUUUUUUCUCGCACUGAGGAAAUUUGAAAAUUGUGCUAUACUCUUGCACAUUCGAAUCUGUUGCGUUUAGCUGUCUCCAUAAUAAUAUACUCAGCUUGGUGAAAACGUCAGCAUCGGUAUUGGUUUGUUAGUGGUUUACAAUCAGACCAGCAACCCGGAUCAUCAUCGAUGCUUUCUUCGUCAACUUCAUCUGAGAUUUUUUAUUGUUGCUGUAU